CAGGUGACCCGGAAAGAUCACGUGAUCUUGAGCUCACGUGACAGCCAGCUUUCACCUAGAUCCCCGAGACAGCAGCUGGACAGACGGACGCAGACUGCAAGAUGGGCCGGGCCGCGCUCCUGCUGCUGCUGCUGCCGCCUCUGUUCGGACUUCCCCCAGCUCAGGCAGCUCCCGAAAAUGACGAGAUCCUCUGCCUUCCGGGGCUGGUGAAGCAGCCAGCCUUUCGCCAAUACUCCGGCUACUUGAACGUCGCAGGCGGCAAGCACUUGCAUUACUGGUUUGUGGAAUCCCAAAAAGACCCUCAAAGUAGCCCUGUGGUUCUGUGGCUCAAUGGGGGCCCAGGAUGCAGCUCCUUAGAUGGACUCCUCACUGAGCAUGGCCCCUUUUUGAUCCAACCGGAUGGAAAUACCUUGGAAUACAACCCUUAUUCCUGGAAUUUGAAUGCCAGUGUGCUCUACCUAGAGUCUCCUGCCGGUGUGGGCUUCUCCUAUUCUGAUGAUAAGAACUAUGUGACCAAUGACACUGAGGUUGCCCAAAACAACUAUGAAGCACUCCAAGAAUUCUUUCGUCUCUUCCCUGAGUUCAGUAGCAAUCAGCUGUUCCUUACGGGGGAGAGUUAUGCUGGCAUCUACAUCCCUACACUGGCUAUGUUGGUCAUGCAGGAUCCUAGCAUGAAUCUGCAGGGCCUGGCUGUGGGCAACGGACUCUCUUGCUAUGAACAGAAUGAUAAUUCUCUGGUCUACUUUGCCUAUUACCAUGGGCUGCUGGGCUACAGGCUAUGGUCUGCUCUUCAGUCUCACUGCUGUGCUCAGGGGAGGUGCAAUUUCCAUGAUAACCAAGACCCCAACUGUACCAUGAAUCUGUUGGAGGUGUCUCGUAUCGUAAGCAACUCAGGGCUCAACAUCUACAACCUCUAUGCUCCCUGUGCUGGUGGGGUUCCUGGACAUGCCAGAUAUGAGAAGGAUACACUGGUAAUACAAGAUAUGGGGAAUCUCUUCACCCGACUGCCAAUCAAACGGAUGUUACAACAGCAGACACUAAUGAGAACUGGAGAAAGGGUACGAUUGGACCCACCCUGUACCAACACCACGGCACCUUCCACCUAUCUAAACAACCCCUAUGUACGGAAAGCCCUACACAUACCUGAACAGGUUCCACGCUGGGACAUGUGCAACUUCGUGGUGAACAGUAACUAUAUGCGCCUCUAUCAGACCAUGAAUGAUCAAUACCUCAAACUUCUUAGUGCUCAGAAGUACCGAAUCCUGGUCUACAAUGGAGAUGUGGACAUGGCUUGUAACUUCAUGGGAGAUGAGUGGUUUGUGGAUUCCUUGAACCAGAAGCAGGUGGAGGUACAGCGACGACCGUGGCUUGUGUCCGAUGGUAGUGGGGAGCAAAUAGCUGGCUUUGUGAAGGAGUUCGACAACAUAUCCUUCCUCACUAUAAAGGGAGCUGGCCACAUGGUGCCCACGGACAAGCCCCAGGCAGCUUUGACCAUGUUCACAAGAUUCUUGACGAAGGAGCCCUACUAAGCUCUAUCUUGCCUUACAGUGGGCGACAAAUGAGAGCCAGUCAGCCAGCAGCCCCUGCUUCCUGCCUGGAGAUGAGGCCUAGGCCUGCUUGGCUUAAGACACUCUCUUUGGCCAAAGGGAGUCCCUUGUUUGGCCAGUGUCAGGCCCUGUACUUACAGGGGUGGGGAUUCAAAUCAUACCAAAUUUCCCAGGUGGACUUAGAGUUUUGAGUAGAAGGAUUAAUUCAAGCAAUUUGAGGGGGUGAGUAGACACUGGUUUAUUCCUUAGAGUAGACCUUUCUGGGGGUGGCAUACUGUGGCACCACCUGCAUGCCCACCGCUCACCAUGCACUGUUCCCCUACCCAAAGUUGAGCUCAGGACUAUGCACAUGUCACCUCUAUAGGAAUUGGAGGGUGGGGAGGGGAGAAAAGGGCAGGGCUUGGAUGUGAUUAUGGGAAUAAAUGGUCCACAGCCCAAA
This is a messenger RNA of Gracilinanus agilis (Agile Gracile Mouse Opossum), 1986 nucleotides long. It is a transcript of the gene CTSA, whose product is annotated as cathepsin A. Gene Ontology annotation, molecular function: serine-type carboxypeptidase activity. The record is from RefSeq and is a predicted model, not a curated record. The transcript is spliced from 15 exons. Lineage: Eukaryota; Metazoa; Chordata; Mammalia; Didelphimorphia; Didelphidae. Bases 102 to 1529 code for a protein of 475 amino acids. Gene Ontology annotation, biological process: proteolysis.